UCUGGUGGUAGUGCAGUCACUGUCAACAUGAAGGGCCUCGAGAACCAACUACUUGGACGCGUCAUCCUCAGAGAGAAAUAUGAACUGGAGGCAGAAAGAUUAAAACUAAUUGAGGAUGUAACUGCCAAUAAGAUAAAAAUGAAGGAGUUGGAAGACAACUUGCUGUACAAACUCAGCAGCACAAAAGGUUCCUUGGUCGAUGAUGACUCAAUGAUCGGCAUCCUGAGUACAACUAAGCACACUGCAGUAGAAGUUGGUGUUAAGCUCAGUGUGGCAGCAAAAGCAGAGGUCGAGAUCAACAUAGCUCAAGAAGAAUAUCGUCCUGUUGCCUCCCGAGGCAGCAUCCUUUACUUCCUCAUCACAGAGAUGAGCAUGGUCAAUGUCAUGUACCAAACGUCCCUCGGUCAGUUCCUCAAAAUCUUUGACCUGUCACUGGCAAGGUCGGAGAAGUCGUCAAAAACCCAAAAGCGGAUUUCAAACAUUAUUGAAUGUCUGACCUAUGAGGUGUUCAGAUACACAGUGAGAGGUCUAUAUGAAAACCACAAGUUCAUCUUCACACUCUUGCUGGCUCUCAAGAUUGACUUGCAAAAUAAAAAAAUAGAGCAUGAGCAUUUUCAAAUACUAAUUAAAGGUGGCGCUGCUCUUGACCUCAAGACCUGCCCCACUAAACCAUUCAGUUGGAUCCUUGAUAUGGUAUGGCUAAAUUUAGUGGAACUCAGCAAAUUGCCACAGUUCACUAAUAUCACAGCCCAGGUGAGUUUGAGGUCCCUACAAUCUGAAUUGCCAUUUGAAAAGUGGCUCAAUCUUGAUGCCCCAGAGGACGGUGUGAUCCCAGAUGGAUACAACUCCCUCGAUGUCUUCCUUAAACUUUUGUUGAUAAGGUCUUGGUGUCCUGACCGUACCUUGUCUCAGGCCAAAAAGUAUGUAGGAGAAUCCCUGGGCGAGAAGUUUGCCGAGCCGGUCAUCUUGAGCCUUCACGGCACAUGGGAGGAGAGUGAUCCUUGCACGCCUUUAAUUUGCUUCCUUUCUAUGGGUUCAGAUCCCACAGACCAAAUUGAAGCACUGGCUAAGAAACUGAACCUUGAAUGCAGAGCUGUCUCCAUGGGCCAAGGGCAGGAGGUGCAUGCAAGGAAGCUUCUUAAGACAUCAAUGAUGCAGGGCGGCUGGGUCCUUCUGCAAAAUUGCCACCUGGGCCUGGAAUUUAUGAAUGAGUUGCUGGAAACUAUCUCAACAGCAGAGACCAUGCAUGAUACCGUCAGGGUUUGGAUCACCACAGAACCACACGAUCAUUUCUCCAUCACACUCCUACAGUCCUCCAUAAAGUUUACCAACGAUCCACCCCAAGGAGUGCGUGCUGGCUUGAAACGAACAUUUGCCGGAAUUUCCCAGAACCAGUUGGAAGUCAGUACUGCGGUGUGGGAGCCUAUCGUAUACAGUGUGGCCUCCUUCUCCACACCGCUGUACAGGUAUGAAGAAGGAGCUAUGAACCCAAUGAACAUCUUCCCACGUCAGGAGGUCGAUCGAAUGCAAAGAAUCAUCAAUGUGGUUCGCAUUAGUCUGACUGAGCUGAAACUAGCCAUUGAUGGCACUAUCAUAAUGAGCGAGAACCUCCGUGAUGCCCUGGACAAUAUUUUUGAUGCCCGUGUGCCAAACCUGUGGAGGAAAAUCUCCUGGGAGUCGUCCACACUGGGCUUUUGGUUCACAGAGCUUCAGGAGAGAAACAAACAGUUCAAUAGCUGGGUGUUUAUUGGCAGACCUAAAACAUUUUGGAUGACAGGCUUCUUCAACCCGCAAGGGUUCUUGACGGCUAUGAGGCAAGAAGUAACAAGGGCUAACAAAGGAUGGGCUCUGGACAGAGUCACGCUGACCAACAAAGUGCUAAAGCAUUCACAGGAAGAGAUCACAGCAUCACCGCAAUAAUUCUAGCAGAUAUAAAGAGGGAGUUUAUGUUCAUGGUCUGUACCUGGAGGGCGCUGGCUGGGACAAGAAGAACACCCAUCUCAUUGAGUCCUCAGCCAAAGUGCUAUUCACAGCCUUGCCUGUCAUCCACAUGUUUGCCAUCAACUCCACUGCCCCCGUGGAUCCGAAGCUGUAUGUCUGCCCCGUCUACAAGAAACCGAGGCGAACAGACCUGAAUUACAUCACAGCAGUGGCGUUGCCGACCAUGAAGUCCCAGACCCCAGAUCAUUGAAUCAUGCGUGGGGUUGCCCUGCUCUGUGACAUCAAAUAAAAUACAGCUGCCCGUCUUUAUUAAUCUGAAAU
This is a messenger RNA of Pungitius pungitius (ninespine stickleback), 2262 nucleotides long. Its product is annotated as dynein axonemal heavy chain 8-like. Gene Ontology annotation, biological process: microtubule-based movement. Gene Ontology annotation, molecular function: minus-end-directed microtubule motor activity; dynein intermediate chain binding; dynein light intermediate chain binding. NCBI's taxonomy places the organism in Eukaryota, Metazoa, Chordata, Actinopteri, Perciformes, Gasterosteidae. The record is from RefSeq and is a predicted model, not a curated record. Gene Ontology annotation, cellular component: dynein complex.